AUGGCAUCAUCUUCGUCAUUUUUUGCCUCCCCAUCUCGGGUGUUCACUGCCGCAAUCAUACUGCGCGUAGCCCUGUUGUUCUACGGGCUCUAUCAAGACGCCCAUUCUGCCAUGAAAUACACAGAUAUCGAUUACUACGUCUUCACCGACGCUGCCAGGUUUGUGUUAAGAGGCAAAUCGCCGUAUGACAGAGCUACGUACAGGUAUACGCCGUUGCUCGCGUGGUUGCUUAUGCCAACUGCAUGGGCGGGAUCUGGACCGCUGGGUAGCCUAUGGUUCUCGUUUGGCAAGGCAUUAUUUGCAUUUGCGGAUAUUGUAGCGGGCUGGUUGAUCGUCCAGGUGUUGAUUAUGAAGAAUCAGCAAGCCAUGGAUGUGACGCGGGCAUUAAAGUACGCCAGUAUAUGGUUGCUGAAUCCUAUGGUGGCGACGAUCAGUACAAGGGGCAGCUCGGAAGGCCUGUUGGGAGUGAUGGUUAUCGCACUGCUGUGGGCGGUUUUGCAAAGGAGAAUAAUCCUAGCAGGAUGUCUGCUUGGAUUGGGAGUGCAUUUUAAGAUUUAUCCGUUCAUUUAUGGGCCGGCAAUUAUCUGGUAUCUGGAUAACCCAGAGCAGUCUGAAAGGGUGAACAAAGAUUCAAGCAAAAACCCUAACUUGAUUGCCUGGGAUUUGCGGUUCGCUACUGUUGAACGAAUUACCCUCACGUUGGUGGCUUUGGGCGUGUUUACAGCAUUGAAUGUCGCGAUGUAUAUGAUUUACGGGUUCCCAUUUUUGCAACAUACGUUUUUACACCAUCUCACUCGCGUGGACCACCGGCACAACUUUUCGCCAUACAACAUGUUGCUGUAUCUAUCAUCUUCAAACACCGCCAAGGGCAUUCCCGGGAAUAAUUUCGAGUCGCUCGCAUUCAUUCCACAACUCAGUCUGUCUGCUAUUCUGAUUCCGCUUGUGCUGGCAAAGAAGGACCUUGCUGGAAGCAUGCUUGCCCAAACGUUUGCAUUCGUUGCGUUCAACAAAGUGUGCACUAGCCAGUAUUUCCUGUGGUACAUUAUAUUCCUACCGCUAUACCUCCCAUAUUCUUCGUUGAUAGCACAUCCUAUCCUCGGAGCUACUUCUGCAGCACUCUGGACUGCCGCGCAGGCUCUUUGGCUUCAGCAAGGGUUCAGGUUGGAAUUUUUGGGUAUAUCCACAUUUAUGCCGGGUUUGUUUGUCUCCUGCCUGGUAUUUUUCACUAUUAAUGUAUGGAUCCUCGGCAUCAUUGUGUCUGAUGUGGGGAUGUAUCGUCCCUACAUUAACCAUGAAACCAAGGCCAGCACCAAAAUCACAAAAGAAGGAUUAAUGGAAACCACUGUCAUAGAAUAG
This is a messenger RNA of Coccidioides posadasii C735 delta SOWgp, 1356 nucleotides long. The record is from RefSeq and is a predicted model, not a curated record. Lineage: Eukaryota; Fungi; Ascomycota; Eurotiomycetes; Onygenales; Onygenaceae.